Molecule: messenger RNA, 1908 nt
Organism: Ictalurus furcatus (blue catfish)
Lineage: Eukaryota; Metazoa; Chordata; Actinopteri; Siluriformes; Ictaluridae
Gene: chst1
Product: carbohydrate (keratan sulfate Gal-6) sulfotransferase 1
Exons: 1
Coding region: 643-1908 (421 amino acids)
Biological process (GO): carbohydrate metabolic process; keratan sulfate proteoglycan metabolic process; N-acetylglucosamine metabolic process
Cellular component (GO): Golgi membrane
Molecular function (GO): N-acetylglucosamine 6-O-sulfotransferase activity; keratan sulfotransferase activity
Source: RefSeq, a predicted model, not a curated record
CUCUCCACUUUAAUUGUAGAGCAAAACACACACACACACACACACACACACACACAAAUCUUUAUUUAUUUAUUUAUUUAUUUUUACGAAAAUGGUGCAGCUCUGCUCCCCAGUAGGUUAUAUCUCAAGAGUGUAUAUUUUAGAGUGCUUUCAAAAUGUUGCAAAUAUGUGCAACAUGCAGCUGGUAUCAGUCACUGAGGGGUUUAUAGGAACAAAUUUUUUAAGUAGGCUAGGCUAGUCUAAUUAAUCUUUCCUUGCUUGUUAGUGGGGCACAUACACAGCUAAAUCCCCUGUGUUGAAUUAACUCUGUGUUAGAUUAAUACCUGCGGUGUCAACCCCCCCCCCCCCCACAUUUUUAUCAUUCCUGAGUCCUAUAAUAUGCAAUAACAUAUUCCUAGACUAAUUAAUGGCCGGAAGAGGGUUAUACAGUACUGUCAGCAUUAAUAUAGACUGUAAUGUUGCAGAGUCGUGUGCAAUUUCACACUUAUCAUUUGUUGAAUUUGUUUGUGUGUUUAAUCAAGUAAAACGUGACAGAUGUUUUUACGCUCCUCUGUUUGUUAAUCACUUUCUGUUUCCCCUCAGCUGCCCCUUCGCCGAUGGGCUCCGAAUCAGACUGCAUCAUCUAAAUGAAGUUCCUCAGCCAUGCAAUGUUCCUGGAAGGCUGUGAUUCUGCUCGGCCUGGCGUCCAUCGCCAUCCAGUACACAGCGAUAAGGACGUUCACGUCCGAGCCCUUUCAGAUCUGCCCCGUGCCGAGCUCGGUAAACUGCAGCCUGGCUCAGGAACCGGAGACGUUCGACCGCUUCUGCGAUGACUUCCCUUAUUUCCCAUACAACGCCUCCAGAGCCAAGACUCACAUUCUCAUUCUGGCCACAACUCGCAGCGGCUCGUCUUUCGCCGGCCAGCUCUUCAACCAGCAUACGGACGUGUUCUAUUUAUUCGAGCCGCUCUAUCACGUACAGAAUGCCCUGCUUCCUCACCUCACUCACAGCAGGUACACUUCAGAUCGCAGGGUUAUGCUUGGAGCAAGCCGUGACCUUUUGCGCAGCUUAUACCACUGCGACCUGUAUUUCUUGGAGAGCUACAUCAAACCUCUGCCUGCUAAUCACACCACAGAUAAGCUUUUCCGGCGAGGAGCGAGUCGGGCACUUUGCUCGCCACCUGCCUGCGAUGCUUUCAACCUCAAUGAGGUGAAUAUAGAUGAGGGCGAGUGCGUGAGGAAGUGCACCCUCCUCAACCUGACCCUGGCGGCCGAGUCUUGCCGCGAAAGGCGACAUGUGGCGAUCAAGACGGUGCGAAUCCCAGAAGUCGGAGAUCUCCGCGCUCUAGUGGAGGAUCCACGGCUCAACCUGAAGGUUGUCCAGCUGGUUAGGGACCCACGAGGCAUCUUGGCAUCAAGGAUCGAGACUUUUAGAGAUACGUAUCGCCUCUGGAGGAUCUGGAGGGCCACAGGGCGCAAACCAUACAACCUCGACCUGAGCCAGAUCAUGACGGUAUGUGAUGACGUCUUGCGUUCCAUUAACACAGCCUCUGAGCGUCCGGCAUGGCUUCGUGGCCGCUACAUGUUGGUGCGCUACGAGGAUUUAGCGCGCCGGCCCCUCCAAAAGACCCGUGAGAUCUACGACUUCCUUGGAUUGACCAUGGAGAAAGGGGUUGAGGAGUGGAUUCGAAACAACACCAGAGGAAGCAACGAAGGUUUGGCAAAGCAUAAAUACAGUACUCUGAGGGACUCUGCUGCCAACGCUGAGAGCUGGAGGCUCAAGCUCUCGCACGACAUCGUCGAUUACACACAGACGGUAUGUCAGCAGGUUUUAGAGGAGCUAGGCUACAGAGCUGUGAACUCGCCCGAGGAGCUCAAGAACUUGUCCCUUUCACUGAUUGAGGACAAGACCUUUGCACCCUUUUUGUAG